AGAGGCUAAACACCUUAAUCUCUAGACUACGAGAGCCCCCUACUACUUGUUCUACAGAGUCACAGAGACCAGGUUUACCUGUACUUUGAUCUCAAAAAAAAUUUUUUUUUUAAAUGAGAGACACCUACCUACAUGAAGUAGACUGCAGACCCGUUCCUUUUUUCUUUAAUCCUGACUCUAGUAUCUAUUUGCUCACUUUUGUGAUUUCAAAAAGAAAUCCUAACAGAUGAAGGAAAAUCUCUUUGUACUAUCAAAUGAAUUGUUUGUAUUUUGACAGGGGACCUACAGUUUAUAUGAAAGUCCAGCAUGUCUGACAACUGCAAAAAGCCCCAAGACAGUCCCUCAGGGGAGGAAUGUGACAGCAGUCUCAUUAUGGCUAAUUCAAGUCAAACUGAUAUAGAAGAUAGUAAUAAGGAUGAUGACAGGGGGAAUGGUAAUGAUGAUGGUGACAAAGAAGAUGGUGACAAUGAUGAAGAUGAAACUGACAUGAGCAAAGAAGAGAACUCUUCAGUGUUUUCGUCCCCAUUAGAUCAAAAGCAAAUACUGGAUGAUGCCAGAAGAGAGACAAGGACUCCAAAGAAAAAAGAAGCCACAAAUGAAAUUAUUGACUCUACUGAGGAUCCUCUGGAGACUCCUUCAAAAGUUUUGAUGAGGACUUUAGAAGCCUUUUCAAAGAUAGAAGAAUCAGCAAAAGCAAGUGCUAGUUCUAAGACCCCAUCAAAAACACUUCAGAAGUUGACUGGUAAAAAAGCUGUGCAGAGAACACCACACAAGGCUCUGCAGGUGACACCAGUGAAGAAGUCCAAAGGUGGUGCUAAGAAGAGAUCUUCUGAGGUUCACCUUGAAUUGAAAGAGAAACAGUCAAAAGAGACAGCCGAUUCUGAGUGGGAAACUGACAAUGAUGAAGAAUCUGAAGAUGGCGAUGAAAACAUAGGGUCUAUUGAUGCACGGCUGGAAGAAAAAGCCAGUAAUAUGAAUAUGAAUGCAAAGAAUGUCAAAUCAAUUAUUCAUCACAUAUUAACCAAUGAGCAUGUGAAGGAUAUGUUCAGUGAUUUACUACAGGAAGAGAAAGAUGGCAGCUCCGAAGAAAAAGACUCUGUGACACCGAAAAAGUUCUCACCAGAAAAGUUGGAUAUUUUGCCAAUACUGACUCGAGCAAAGGUCAAGGAUUUGGUGGAUAAAGGGAGUGUACCAUCACCAUCAAAACACACGAAAGCUGGUCCAAGUAUUCUGGAUGUAGAGUUUACAGAAGAAGAAGAUGAUGAAGAAUAUGAUCCCAAUAAAGAUGCUGAGGCUCGUGACAGCGAUGAUGAUGAAAGUGUGGUCUCCUCACGAUUUAGUGAAAUUGGGUCACCCUACCCUCUCACUCCAAGCAGUUCUGCUAUUCCUCAAAGUAGUGAAAAAAUGCCAGAUACCCCAGGCUCCGUGGCUUCCUCAGUGUCUGCCUCACCAGCUGUGGUCUCCAGCUCCAAGAACCUGGAGAGUGCUUUCAAUGCUUGUGAGCAGGCCUCCACAAGUUAUGUCAGUGAAACGGGUGACACAAUUGCCAGACGCACAAGGUCAAAACUGCCACUGACCAGCACAUGCAUUACAGACAUUGAAAGUGCUUUUGUUGCUCCGGACAUCACAGCUGAUAUGUAUGAUAAUACAUGCAAGGAUGAGGACUGGAUGCAGUUCCUCUCUUCCCUCUACAAGCCAACAGAUGACACCAUUCAAGAUGAUGAUGCUAAUGAUCCAGAGUUCAACUACAUUGCUGAGGCCGAAAAAGAGGAAGAAGAUGUAGAAGAUUUCCUGUUUGACAAACCUUCAAAAAUCACCAAGAAGGAGCUGAACAUCCUUAUCUCAGAACUUGAGGAGCUCUUUGAAGAAGACCAGUUGCCCUAUCGUGUAGUGGGAAAUGCUAUGCCUUCUACCAGCAAUGAGCCACAAUCCACCAACACGGAACGUUCCAGCAACACUGAACCUUCCAGGAACCGUGAACCUUCAAGCAGCACUGGACAUCUGCACUGCAAUAAUGAACGACGAAGCAGCAAUAAUGAACAACCGUACAGUAAUAAUGGACAAGUGUGCAACAAUAAUAACCAACAAUAUAAUCGCAAUGAACAGCAAUAUAUCAAUAACGAACAACAAUACAACUGUUAUAAGCAACAGUUCCAUAACAACGAGCAGCUUUAUAGCAAUAAUGGGCAACAAUACACCAGCAAUGGACAACAAUACAGCAAUAAUAACCAACAGUGUGGAGGCUAUUCACAACCUUAUAGCAAUACUCGGCAACCAUUCAGUAACCAGACCCCAGUGGCACCAACAUUUACGGAGUUUAAAACUCCUCUAGCUCCUCCUAGUCAGAGCUCCAGGAUGCAUACAGUGACUGGUCAGAGGAGUUCACAGGUUUCUGACGUCUCUCAGACCUCUUCCAUCCAUGAAAGAAGUCAAGAUUUCAGUCAACAAUCGCAUGAUGCAGGAAUUACAGAUGAACAGCAUGCCAUCAUUGAGGACCAUAUGAGAAAACACAUCCAGCUGCUCACUCAGAGCUUUCUCCUCUCCCAGACCCAUUGUGUGUACAGGGACUUGAAGGGCCAGCCUGAAAAUUUUCUGCGAGAACUUGAUCAUUUUCGAAAGUCUUCUGCUGCUGGCACAGCCUCUGUGUUCAAUGUGUGUAACCUUGACCCUGCAUUAGAAGUGCUGCAGGAGGUAGGAGGCAUGGGUUUAGAACCCAAGAAAAAGAGUAGUGGUAUCUAUGAAGCGCAUAUUGGUAUGUGCAAACCUUUGCGUCAAGUUGUCUUCAACAGUGCAGCAUUUGUGUACCCUCAGCUGCUGCCUUCACUCAGAUUGUUUGCCAAAUCAAAAGGGAACAAGUACCGGAAUGUGAUGCCCAGCGAAGACAAUCUCAUCGCCCUGGGCUUGUUGGAGUUUCGGAACUGCCAGGAUGCCAAUACAGUUGAUCUCAUUGCUGAGCUGUUACUCCGUGGUAAAGAUGGCAAACAGGUACAACACCGCAUCUAUCGCAUGUGUCACUGCAAGCAGGAACAAAAUGUCAUCAAGUAUGUGAAACAGAAAGGCAGGUUGCCUCCUUCCUUCCCGAAACCAAGAGUUGACGAAUUUUACGCUUGUCCUCCAAGAGAUCAGCUUCCACAUUUGUUACCUCCUUGGCUGAGGAGAAUGCAAGAUGGGCUCAGAUAUAAACUAUUUAAGGAGCAAGACAAGGUAUUAAAGAAGCGAGAAAGACAACAGCAGUUAGAGGAUUCUGACAGUUCUGAUGGUCAAAUGAGAAGACCUCGAAAGAAGCCGCGGAAGUCCAGACUUUUCAAAAAACGAAAAAAACAUAAUCAUUUUAGUGAUUCUGAUGAUGAUCCUGAUCAAACAAAAGCUCCUAACAAGGUCAAAGUUUUAAAGAAACAAGGAAAACAGCAGGAGCCUCUUCAUUCUAAUAGUGCUGAUGGUCAAAGGAUAGCAGAUCAAAAGUCCAAGUCCAAGAAGAUAUUACAAGCAAUGGAGAAGUAUAAGCCAAUUGCACCCCAGACGGUGCCUCAGUCUAGUGAUGAAGCUCUUUCACAAACAGCCAACCAGACUCCUCAAGGGGCCCAACUCACCCCAGCUGUCACAACCAGUCAUCCCCAUUCGACCUCAGUUGGACAGCCGUUAUUCGGGGCCGGUACUCCACCCAUCACGGGAAUUUACAUACAGUUUGGUACUCAGCCAUCUUCAGUUCCAGUGUUGCCCCCACAGAUUGUUUCCAAUCUGUCCAGCAGUAUUUCCAACUUGACUACCUCAUCCAGCAGCCGGCAACGCCCAGCUGUAAGCCUGCAGUCCAACGCCCUUGUAGGUGUGUCUCCAAUCGCUACAGUGUCUGUAGCUGCAGCCCAGAAGACUCUGACCAAACAGGUCACUUCCCAAUCAGUUAGUACGAAAACAUCAUCAAAGUCAAGCAAAGGUCGUGGUAGCAGUGUUUUGCCGCAAAAGGUUCCUCCCCAGUCUCCAGACGUGUUGUCUCAUACCCUCAAGAGCUGUGGCAUCAUUCAGUCACCUGGGGUCAACUCACCUGGCCAAAAUGUUGACUCCCCAUUGGUGGAUCGGCCAACUCUUACAUCGACUCCAGUCUCGGUUGGCAGCUCCCACCCUAGACGAAAACAUUCAUCAGUGAGAAAUUUGCACAACGAAUUUGACAAUGCUGCCUGUACAGUGGCUGAUGAUGCAAGUCUUUCGGAAGAAAUGGAUGACACACUUUGUGACUCGGUAAAAGAGAAAGGAGAUGCCAAUUCCCAGAACAGUGAUGACAUUGAGGAGGAAUCAGAGUCUGGUCUCUAUACAGACCCAACACUGUACGAUGAAGAGGAAGGUACAGGUCUCAGAGGCAAAGGAUUUCUACAGGAUGUGGGGAACGUUGAAUUAAAUGAGACUUUUAUAGUACCUGCCAGUAAAAGUAAUAUUCUUCCUGGUAUGCCCUUGAAGGGUUUACAUCCAAAAGGUUCCCCCCAGGAAAUGUCAUCACCAAAAAGUUUGCCAAUGGAAGAUUUACAGACAGAAAGUUUGCCAUUUAAGCAUUUGCAGUCACAGAGUUCAGAGCAAAUGGAGUCAUCACAGACUCUUCCAUCUUCCAAGUCUGCCAGACCAUCUGCUAAUGAUGACAUUGAAAUGAUCCCACAGUCAUUGAGCAUUUCUAAGAAGGCUGCCGAUGGGACCCAUGAAGAAGGGAUGCAAAAUGUUGGGAGUAUGAAUGAGUCUGAAGAAAGCAGCUCUUUCACUCAUGUUGAUGAAAAGAUGGAUGUGCAGACAGACGGCCCAGUUACAUUGCUGAGGUCAAAACCAAAGUCACUGUCACCGCCUCAGUCCAAUAGCUUACUCGGUCAUAAAGAGUUGGAAAUGGCUUCAAAAUUGUGUUCUGCUGGAGGAUCUUUAGGGUCUGAUACUGAAGGGAAAAAAGUUGUGGGCCCUGGAGCCACCUCUCCAAGUCGAGAGACUCAUAUAUCAAGUGGGCCACAACAUGCACUGAACAAACCAUCAACUCCUAAGAAAACUCCUCGGAGGUGCCGAAGACGCAUUGAAGCUCAGCUGAAGACCCCUCCGAAGCUACAAACAAUCGCCCCAAAGGCACUCUCACCGAAUCAAGCCAAUGCCCCAGCAUAUGUUCCUCUGCCAAAGAUCAGCCCAAAAAGGAAAGCUCUCAAUCAACAAGUCCGGCAUAUUUUACCAAAGUCUUUCACGUUUGAGGUAAAGUCUCCCUCCCCAACAAAAGCAGCUGCCAUGGUGCUGAGCAAGAAAGCCAAGCUGCAUCAGCAACAGAAGAGUCCUGCAAAAAUCCUGCCAAUGCCUGAACCAGCCCCUACAGUGAACAUAAAGGACCUGACUCCUUCUAAGGUAGUCACCCGAUCCCAGAGGGGGCGCCCAAGGAGUAUCACAAUAGGGUGUCAGAAGACUCCUCCUGCCAAAAACAAAUGUAAAACCAAAGCCACUGCACAAUCAUCACGAGAUCUGAAAGAAGUUGAGGAGACAGUCUCUGGAAAUGCCCCAAAACCUGUGUCUGGUGAGGCAGAGAAAACGGGGACAUCAUCGUCACAAGAUCAGCUUGAUGCUGAGGGUGCUCUGAACAGUGACACAGAGGAUGUGCACCUUGAUGAUCUCAUGGCUGCGUGUACCACCAUUGGGUACGACCCCAAGAAACUUGUUACUGCAGACUCUGACACUAAGACAAAAGCUCAAAAGAGGAAGGAUGCUUUUAUGGCCAUUUUUGAGCCAGAUAUUGUGGAUUCUGACCCUAAGAAAGAUGAGCGUGACACGGCGUAUGCCCAGCAUUAUUUCAACCGGGUCAAGUCUGCUCUGGAGGAAGACCAGGAGCAUUUCCUCAAGUUUCUCACUCUCCUGCGAGAUGUGAACAAAGACCACACCAACCCUGUGGAGCUGUACGUGGACAUGGUGUCUCUCCUGUCAGAUCACCAAGACCUGGUGGACGACUUUGCUGGCUUCUUGUUGUCCUUCCAGGCUGUUGUCUGUGGCUGCUUGGUGCCCAGCCUGGAGUACACCCAGAUCCGAGAGAUUCUCCGAAAGUUGGAGAUGUACUGUGACUCGUCUGCUUCGUGCUCGUUCCAACGCACACUGAAAAUGCUGCUGCGCUGGUUGUCCAUGACCCAGGGGGAGCAGCCAGACAUGGCUCUGAAGGAGAGACUGAUGGCCAUCUUCAAACACGUCCCUGGGCUUAUGGACUACUUGAUGUCCUACUUCCUGCAUGAGCCCAUCCCGGACUGUUCAAAAGAGGAGUUUGAGGAUGUGGACCUGGAGGCAAAGAUGGAACUUGGAGACGCAGUGGAUGAGUUUGAGGAGAUCAACCUGUGCUCAGGCAGAGAGGACUACAACACCAAGCAGUGUACGUGUUCCUGUCAUCAAGACGCACUGGACUCCAAGCUCCGACGGAAGAUCACACAUUGUUUCUCAUGCAGCUUACAGAUGAGCGAUGGUUUACCUGUGCUGAAGAGGUCAAGAUUCUCGUUCGAAGCGCUUAAAGUAAUCUAUCCACUGGAGGAAAAGGAAAAGCUAGCCAGGGCCAAACGAGAGGCUGCCAAGUUAGCUUUAGCAAAGGCUCGGUCUCAGAAGCCUGGCAAAAAGAAAGGCAGGCCUGGAUCGAAAAGAACAAGAAAGAAAUCUGUUGGAUCAGAUGUUAAAUUGGAGCCUGUAGUGGCAUCCUCGAAUGCAAAUUCUCAAAACCCAGUGUUAUCAUCAUCAUCACAUCCUGUGCAAGAGUCGACAGUCAGCCAAGCCGUCCAAUCACCUAUUGUGAAUGUGGUACCUGUGUCAGUGUCAAACAAAGCGGAAAUUACUUCUCGUGCCCUGGAGGCAACAAAGGUCCAACGGGAGGCCCCAAAGGAGACUACAAAAGAAGCGCAAGCCAUUCAGGACAACAGCAGUGGAACCCUUAAGAUUGUGAUCAACACUUCAGCCUGGAAGUCUGGGCCUUCUUCUCAUCACACAAACUACGGGUUGCCCUCUGUGCCAAGUCCCACAAUCUCCACAGUGCCAUCAUCUGUUUCCUCCCUCGCUGAGCCCUCCGUGCGCCUUCCCAGUGUCCCUUUGACUGUCACUGCCAGCUCUACUCCCCCACAAGCUCCUGGAACGCCAGUGCAACUUCCCUUUCCUGUUCGACCUUACAUGUCCCCUGGCCUGACCCCUGGAAUGACUAGCACCCCAGUGGCUACAGGUCUCCGACUUCCUGUGUUUUUUACCGUGAAGCCACAGAAGUUUCUUGCAGAGGAACAGAAGGGUUCUCCAGAACCUACCGUGCCUGCUAAAAAAGUCCCAAAAUUGAAAGUAAAAAAGUCCCAGAGUAAAGCAGGGAAAUCAAAGUCUUCGAAGCAAUUUGUGGCGUUUGAGAAUAUUGACUCUCAAAACAUUAGUGUGUCCAUUCAGAGCAGACCUGAAGACAGAAUUGCUACAGAUGCUUCACAAGAGUUGCAUGUCUCCGAUUGCCCGUCAUCUCCACUGACUGAACCACCCCCAGUAAGCCCUGUCCUUGACAGACUGAACCCUGGUGGUGAGACCACAGCACAAGUAGAGGCAGGUCCUUGCUCCGAGCCGCACACUUCCUUUCUCCAACCAGAACCUGUGGCGGUUAGCUCAAAGGGAGAUCAUGCAGAUUCGAUGUCGAUGGCUAGUUCUAGUAAAAAGGACGACAGUCUCUUCAAAGCUCCUUGUGAAGUGCUGGAUCUUGCAUCAGGGGACAGUAUUCUGCAGAUCUCCCCAAGCAAAUUGAGAGGAAAAAUCCCUGGGUCUCUGAUUCGUUCUCAUCUUGAGCAUUUCUCUCUUGGAGGUUUUGAGGAGUCCUUAGACAUGCAACAAAUCCAGCAGUUGGCUCAGGCCAUAUCACCAGGUAAAGGUCACGGGGAAUCCAUGUCUAGGUUUGACCUCAUGGCCUUUUUGGAGUCGUCCAAUCUGACGCUGGCAUCCAAUCUCACGCUAAAAGAUUCUCUCUUCCCUGGUGGCUCUGGCACAACAGAAUCGAGCUCCGCAGGCAGGGUGUCCUUCGCUGGUGCACUCUCACAACAUAAGACAUCUAGAGAAGGUACGGAUGCUUCAGGACAAGCUGGGUCCUGUGGCACUGAAGGUCAGAUCAGUGCUUCCAGCAGCCAUGCAAAUGAAGGCGCUCAGGUGGCUUUGCAGAACAAGACAGAUGGUCCUCCAGAAGAUCACACUGCUGGCAGUGCUGUUUUAGGAGAAGACACCAGCUCCUCAUAUACUGCUCCACCUUCUGUUGCCACGCUGGACAACUUGAAUUGGACAGAGGCUUGGGACAUCGCCAUUUUGAAUGUGGUCACUGAAGAAGGAGUUACUCCAUCUGCCAUAGAUCGGCUUCACAGGGAAAUACCGCAGAAGUCCUUGGAUGAGAUUGCGACUCGAGCUGAGUUGUUGAUACAGUGGGUCCAAAACAAUGCAGACACAGACACAGAGAGUGAGGCAGGCAGCUGAUCCUUUGAAAGUGAAGGGCAGGAAGCAAGUUUAGAGAUGUCUACAUCAGAACAAUACAGCAUCUGCGAGUGAGGCCAACAACAGAAUGUCAAGAGUAGAUUAGAAGAUUGAGGGGGGGGGGGCUGCAGACUCUUUCAGGCAGGGAGGCAACUUGGGAUCUCUUGCCAAGACAAGCAGCUGCAGCUGACUGUUAGACCUCACCGGUACUGACACAGUGAGGAAGAGGCAUACAACUGAUCAGUGCGAGUGGAGUGUUCGUGUGUUGGGGCAUGUCCCUGUUGUUAACACAUUACACCCAAGGGGUCUGGGUGGGAAGUCUAUUCCCAAAUCCUAAGCAAGUGGAAGGAACCCACCUAUCAUAAAUACAAACAUUUAGAAAAACACAUUUUAAAAAUACAAAACAAAUUCCAAAAAUGUCAAAAAAAUAACAACUAGAAAGAGAAAUGAAUAUGGUUUCAGAAAAAUAUAGCUUUAUAUAUGCACAAAUUGUUGGAAAUGUUCUCUCUUUAGCUCAGUCGGUGUGUUCGACCCUUCACUCUCACUCUCAGUCUCGCAGUUGGGCCCCAAAAUAUAAAUUCUACAUCUGAUUAAUCGAAAUUGCCCCCAACUCUUGCUACAAUGUUUUUAUCAAUAUUUUAUUCAUCUGAUUUGUCAUUUACUUGUUCUUGCUCUAAUCCGUGGUUAUUUCCUUUUCAAAACAAUUGUGUUGCUUUUCAACAAGCAGAGACACCUUCGAAGUGUCGGAAAAGCAAUCGCACUUCGAUCGGCUCUAAAACUGAAACUACUGGCCCCAAAAAAUUCCGUUUCGGUAUCGAACGGAAGAAGAAACAUUUUGCAAUGAACUGUGUAAAACGAAAUUUUGGCCCAAGAGUCUCGUUAAGGCUAGACUUCGUUUCUAAAGACGCCUGGUUGGAGCAGGCGAGUUAGGGUGGAGCACGUAGGGAAAUUCUCGGGGGAUCACGGGCGAGUUAAGGUGUAAUGUGUUAAAAGUGACCACAGACUGUGGGUUUUCGAGACUAAUUAAAUAGUGUUCAUCAAGUUUGGUCUUUCUGUUGUUACAAUACCACACUUUGCGCAGGUGUUGCUAUUAGUUACAGCUUUCACCUGUUUUAAACCUUCAUAUAUUUUUCUUCCAAGACAUCCCACUGUUGCAUGUUCCUAUACCCCAUUCAGUAUGUUAUGAUCUGAUAUGCGUGUGUUGUGUGUUUCUGUGAGUAAAUGUACAUUUUAUGUUUUUUAACUGAAUCAUUCAUUCAUGAAUGGUUUUCUUUCAUCCAAUGUCUCUCUGCCAUUUUUUAAUUCCAAUGAGCAUAUCUUUUUGUAGUCGCAACUGGCAAAUCAGUGAGAGUAAUAAUAGUGUGUCACAUCAUGCUUAGUGGUCACAUCAUGUACAUUGUCUGUUAUUUAUUUCAAUUUGAAUUUUGCAUGGACUUUUGUAUUUAAAACCCUCUCGAGUGACAUAAUAAUAUUACUUUUGUACCGGUACUGAUGUUGAAAUGAAUACAUUGCAGAAUCCAAAAACAAAG
Molecule: messenger RNA, 9977 nt
Organism: Aplysia californica (California sea hare)
Lineage: Eukaryota; Metazoa; Mollusca; Gastropoda; Aplysiida; Aplysiidae
Exons: 27
Coding region: 307-8451 (2714 amino acids)
Biological process (GO): regulation of DNA-templated transcription
Cellular component (GO): nucleus
Molecular function (GO): transcription coregulator activity
Source: RefSeq, a predicted model, not a curated record